Messenger RNA from Stomoxys calcitrans (stable fly), 5925 nucleotides. It is a transcript of the gene fra, whose product is annotated as neogenin. NCBI's taxonomy places the organism in Eukaryota, Metazoa, Arthropoda, Insecta, Diptera, Muscidae. Gene Ontology annotation, cellular component: membrane. The coding region runs from base 1033 to 5925 and encodes 1630 amino acids. Gene Ontology annotation, biological process: cell-cell adhesion. Gene Ontology annotation, molecular function: protein binding. The record is from RefSeq and is a predicted model, not a curated record. The transcript is spliced from 10 exons.
GUGGCGUGUGACAUUUGUAACGGAAACAUAUAGUUUCUCGUGUCGGGUCUUUGUGUAUGUAUGUGUGCAAGUGUGUUCAAUUCAAUUAUUUACAACAGAAAGAAAUCAAAUAAAAGGUCUUAAAGCAUGAAUGGAAACAUGAAAUAAAACAAAAUAAAAAAUUAGAAGCGCAAAAGCAUUUAUCCAAAGCCUAGAGUUUCUUUUACUUUUAUGAAAUUUCCUAAAAGAAAAUUUUCUAAUUGCUAAAAUCAAGAGUCUGAAAUUCCUACCUAAGUGCUGGGAGAGGAGAGAAGAGAAUUUGUGUAUCAAACAAAUCCAAGUGUAAAGUGCAAAAGGAAUCCCGCAAAGAAGAAGGGAACAGAAACAAAACGCGCAAAGAAGUAGAGAAAAAACGGCAAUAUUGCCAAUAAACAAAAAAAAAGUUGAAUGAAAAAACCAAAGUCUUGUGUUUACUUUAAAUAAAACAACAAAAAAUAACAAAAAGCAAGUGCAGAGCAAAACAUCAGAAUAAGAGAAAAAAAAGCGAAAAAGAUUAUACGCGCCUCAAAUGCAAGAAGUUGUUUAUAUUUUUUUAUCAAGAAUUGGAAUAAAAAGUGUUGUUGUUUAUUUUUUGCAUUUCCUGUUUAUUGCAAUGCCCGAGUAAUGCUCUGUCGCUGCUCUGCUGUUUCAGUCUACUACCCCCUUAAGUAACGGUGCUUUAGCUGUCAAUUUUGUUUGGGCUGUCGCCGAACAGAGAAAAGCCCAAGGGUUGUAAAAAUAAAAUAUUAGAAGGGGGCCUAGACGCAGACAAGAGCGAAAUUCAACGAAACGAAUGUCCUGGAAUACAGAAAAAACAGCAUUAAUGGCAAAAUAACAAAGAAAGAGUUACAAUAAAAAAAAAAAUAAUAAUUGUGAGAAAGAAAACCAAAUUGUUUUAGGAAAUUCCGGUGUAACCCAACAUUGAACCAUGAUAUCUUAAGUGGUGUAUUGUGUUCUUCUGCCUUCCUUGCUAUCUCAUCUAUACUAUCCUACGCUAUUCCACGUUUUGUUACCAUGGAUAGUAGUGGUGCUCAUACUCCCCCAUCAUCAUCAUCAUCAUCAGCUGCCGUCAUGCUUCCACACAGAAAAUGGAAGAGGGCUAAUACUCAACGACUACAACAUUCCUUUGGAAUCAAUUCACGACCGGCUUUUCACUUGACAUUUGUUUUGAAAGCCUCUUUGGUUCUAUCGAUACUCUGCAUAAGUUUUGCUGCGGAUUUGGUUAAUGCAAGUCAAGCUCUCACAUUCACCAUAGAGCCCCAAGAUGUUGUAGUGGCCGAAGGUCAUUCCGUUCUACUGCAGUGUGCAGGCCUGGCGCAGCUGGCGAAAAAUCAAAAGACUUCACCCAACAUCCGGUGGCGGGGACCCGAUGGCCAUGACUUGGGCAUAGUGGGUGACACCUUUCGCAACCAAUUGAAAAAUGGCUCACUCUACAUCAGCUCGGUGGAGGAAAAUCGAGGCAUUACCGGCUCCUAUCAAUGUCUGUUGUCGCUGGAUGGUAUUGGCACCAUAGUCAGCCGGUCUGCUAUAGUGUCCAUAGCUCGUUUGCCUGAUUUGAAUCAGGAUUUCAUAGAGACCUAUCUGCUGCCAGGGCAAACUGCCUAUUUUCGUUGCAUGAUUGGCCAAAUGCAGCAGGGCAUGAAGCAUGUGAUCCAAUGGAUUAAAGACGAUAUGCCCUUGCAAAUGGAUAAAUUGCGCAUGGUGAUAUUGCCCAAUGGGGCUUUGGAAAUCGAUGAGGUAACCUUCUCCGAUCGAGGGGUCUACCAGUGUAAUGUAACCUCCGGCUCCAUAUCGCGUCUCAGCAGCAAGACCAGUCUGAAUAUGAAAAAGAUGCUGGAAAAUGUAGACAACCCAGUGGCUCCCUCUUUUCUGGUGGGACCCUCCCCUCAAACGGUCAAGGAAGGCGAUGUGGUUACGCUGGAUUGUGUAGCCAAUGGAGUGCCUAAACCCCAAAUAAAAUGGCUGAGAAAUGGCGAAGAGUUGGAUUUGAAUGAUUUGGACUCUAGAUUUUCCAUCAUAGGCACAGGGUCCUUGCAAAUCUCCUCGGCAGAGGACAUCGAUUCUGGAAACUAUCAAUGUCGUGCCAGCAACACGGUAGACUCCUUGGAUGCCCAGGCCACUGUGCAGGUUCAAGUACCGCCCAAAUUUAUACAAAGCCCUAAGGAUAAGAUGGCCUAUGAGAAGGAGGAAUUGGAGCUGGAAUGUGCCAUACGCGGCAAACCUAAGCCAGUCAUUAAGUGGCUAAAGAAUGGCGAUUUCAUAACACCCAACGAUUAUAUGCAAAUUAUUGCAGGCCAUAAUUUACGUAUACUCGGUCUGCUGCAGUCCGAUGCUGGCAUGUUCCAAUGCGUGGGAACCAAUCCGGCUGGCAGUGUACAGGCAGGAGCUCGUCUGCGUGUUCUACAUCCAGGCAAAUUGAAAAACAAUCGUAAAACUCAAUCACAAACUACAAAAUCCCUAUAUCUAGACUAUGGGCCACAGCCGCCCCCUAUACCCUUGAAGAAUAGGCGAAAAAAUAAGUUUAACUCAGGUGAAGUACGCACCAAAUCGGGUGAUUCGGUAGAAACCACUCGCAUUAUUUCGAAAAGUUCCUUCGAUAGUCUACUCUCACAGAAGGGUAAUAAGAAGUUCAAUAAUUUUCCCGAACAACCCAUGAACGAUCGUCAUUUUGAAGAUCUCAUGCAAUAUGCUGAAGAUCCAGCUGAUGGAAAUCUCUCAAGAGAGUUAUCAAGAAAUAUUCAUGAUUAUGAAAAAUCAAUGGAAACGAAAUCGCAACUUCCUCUAACCAAUGGGGGAGAAACUGACGAUGAUGAUGACUAUGAUGAUCCAACGGCUAAUGAGGAGUUUAUCAAUGCCUACAAGAAUGGGCAUGAUCCUAAUAAAAUUUUAAAUUCUUGGACCAAUAAAAGAAGAACCAAUCCCUCUCUUGGUGUAUCGAAUUCACCCGAACAAACCUCCUCCCGUUCGUCUUCUAUAGUUUUAGAUUUACCUGAAGGUGGUGGAAGCGGUGGCCUGCACAACAAUGGCAAGGGCACUGUGCUGAGCUCGGGCCUGAUAAGUCGGCUGCCAGGCCCUCCGCGAGAUCUGGUGGCACAGAUUGUGAAGCCUCGUUUUGUAACGCUGAGCUGGAUAGAGCCCAUCAAGAAUCCUGCCGAGGUGGUCUCCUACACCGUAUACUACAAAAUGCAGAACAGUGAAAGAGAACUAAAACUUGUCACCAAAUCCCAUGAUGAUCAACAAGUUAACAUCCAAUCACUGAUACCCGGCCGUACCUAUCUAUUUCGAGUUGUGGCCAAUACAAAUUUCGGUCCUGGAGAUUCUUCGGAACCCCUCGAAGUCUUAACCCAACCCGAAGAGAAUAUAGCAGGACCACCCACCAAUGUUGAAGGUUAUGCCCGCAAUCACAAAGAAAUCUAUGUCAAAUGGCAGGAGCCCACCGUGACGAAUGGAGAAAUUUUGAAAUAUCGCAUUUAUUACUCAGAGGGUGAUAAUGGUCCCGAAAUGUUCCAUGACAGCACUGCCCUGGAUGCUGUAUUAACCGAAUUAAGGCCCUAUACCGAUUACACCAUUACUGUGGUGCCAUUUAAUAAAAAUGGCAUGGGAGAUCCCUCAAAUGAGAUACGCGUGAAGACUUUCUCCUCUAUGCCUUCGGAGCCACCAAAUAAUGUUACCCUGGAGGUAACAAGUUCAACGUCCAUUACCAUUCACUGGGAACCGCCUUCGGAAGAGGAACGCAAUGGUCAAAUUACUGGCUAUAAGAUUCGUUAUCGCAAAUUGAAAGAUGCUCCUCAGGUCAAAAGUACCCCGGCCAAUAUUCGUUACUACGAAUUGGGUGGCCUAGAUCGCAAUUCGGAAUAUCAAGUGAAAAUAGCAGCCAUGACUGUAAAUGGUUCGGGACCCUUUACCGAAUGGUAUCGCGUUAUGACUUUGGAAAAUGAUUUGGAUGAGACACAGGUGCCCGGACGGCCUGUAUGGAUGGGUACCCAUGCAGGAGCGGGAACUAUAGCCUUGCACUGGGGACCUCCUCAACAGCAUGAGAUUAAAAUACGCAGCUAUGUCUUGGGUUGGGGUCGAGGCAUUCCCGAUGAAAAUACUGUGGAACUAAAGGAAACCGAUCGCUACUAUGAGCUGAAAGAUCUCGAAGCCAAUACCGAGUAUGUGGUAUCGCUGAGGGCGCGCAACAUACAAGGCGAUGGCCCUCCCGUUUACGACAAUAUCAAGACCACAAAUGAAGAUCCCAUAGAAACCCCCACACCCCUAGAGGUGCCUGUGGGCUUGAGAGCCAUAACCAUGUCCAGUUCAUCGAUAGUGCUCUAUUGGAUAGAUACCAAAUUAAGUUCCAAUCAGCAUGUAACCGAUAAUCGCCACUAUGUGGUGCGUUAUGGCAUUUCUUCGCCCUCGCCACGUUAUCGCUAUCAAAAUGCCUCGGAUCAGAACACCAUGGUCACCGAUCUCAGGCCCAAUACUCAAUAUGAGUUUUCGGUAAAAGUUGUCAAAGGACGUCGAGAAUCGGACUGGUCUAUGGCUGUUUUAAAUACCACCUAUCAGAAUGUGCCCAUAACACCUCCACGAGAAUUGUCUGUGCAACCCGAUGAACAGAAUCCCCUGAAUGUCAUACUACAAUGGAUGAAGCCCAAGCAUACAGUCUACCCCAUAACAGGAUACAAUAUUUACUACACCACCGAUACUACAAAACGAGAUCGCGAUUGGAAUAUACAGACCUUUAGUGGGGAGGAAACCUCAUUUAUUUUACCCAAUCUUAAGCCCUACACCACAUACUACUUCAAAGUUCAGGCCAGAACAAACAAGAUAGCCAAUGGUCCAGGAGGCGGUGCAAACACGGCCCCCUUCUCUGCUUUGGUGGCCUAUACCACGGGUCAUGUGGUGGUCAAACACGAACCGGCCACCAUUAGCGGCAAAGGUAUAAACAACGAAAUGAUUUUGUAUAUGAUUAUCUUUGGCUUUGCCCUCAUACUGUUCAUUGUGGUGGCGGUCAUAGUGAUAAUGUGUCGCCGUAAACCCCAAUCGACUCCGGAGCAUACGAAAAAGAGUCUCCCAUCUUCGAACAGCUAUCAGAAGAAUAAUGUGGGUGUACCCAAACCACCAGAUCUAUGGAUACAUCAUGAUCAAAUGGAAUUGAAGAAUAUCGACAAGACCAUGCAUGGCUCAACACCAGGUUGCAGCGAUGCUGCCUCCAGCAGUGGUGCCUUAACCCUGCCCCGUUCAGUGGGUCAUGACUACGAAGUGGAUACACCGGUGCCCAACCACAUAACCAACUCUUUGGAUAAACGUUCAUAUGUGCCAGGUUAUAUGACCACUUCUUUGAAUUCCACCAUGGAAAGGCCCCAAUAUCCCCGUACCCAAUAUAACAUUCCUGCCAAUAGAUCUCACAUGAAUGUUGACACAGGUCUGUCACAGCAAAGUCUAUCACAGCCUCAGAAUAAUUCGCUGGCACAAACGCCAGAACAUCCGUAUGGCACAUAUGACUCUAAUUUCUGCAAUCCUGGUUAUACUGGUGGACCUACAGGCCCUGGCUCUGUGGCCGGUGGUCCUUCUGGCGCAGCUAGCAAUGGUGGCGUCUCCACCAUUGAAAGUACCAAACGAGGUCACCCAUUGAAAAGUUUCAGUGUACCCGGACCACCGCCUACGGGUGGUACCACACCGGUUAAUAAACACACUCCUGCCGUAACAAUACGUCCACAAAAUCAAUCACCAUAUAAGAAGCCAUCAUUCUCAGCCGCCACACCUAAUCGUCUGCAGAGUGGUCCCUCGGUGACCCAUUCCAAUGAUGAAAUUCAACGAUUGGCCCCGAGCACCUCAACCGAGGAACUAAAUCAGGAAAUGGCCAAUUUGGAGGGUCUAAUGAAAGAUUUGAGUGCAAUUACGGCCAAUGAAUUUGAAUGUUAA